UAUCAUUUGUUGAGAAAAUGUGACUUUUAUUGCAAUUAAUUGUUAUUAUAAUUAAGUUUCAAAUGAUUUGUUGAUUGAGUCAAAGAAGUCUUCAAUUAUUGAUCAAACCAUUGACGGCUAAGAAGGCCUUCAAAUGUCUUUGGAUUUGGUAACAGAACUCUUUGGACACAACGACAGGGUUUGGUGCGUGCGAUGGCAUCCGAGUGGACACACUCUGGCCUCUUGUGGCGCCGAUAAGACCAUCAGAUUGUGGGCCAAAGAAGGCAAUGUCUGGAGAACUAAAUACAUCUUGAGUGAUGGACACCAGAGGACUAUCCGAGCGAUCGCGUGGUCACCGACGGGUCAGUACUUGGCCUCCGCCUCCUUCGACGCGACCACAAGUGUUUGGCACCGAAAGGAAGACUCGGAGGAAUGGGAAUGCGUUAUAAGUCUUGAGGGACACGAGAAUGAAGUGAAGAGUGUCUGUUGGUCUCAGUCGGGGAAGUAUUUGUCGACCUGUAGUCGCGAUAAGACUGUUUGGAUUUGGGAAGUGAUUGACGGAAGUGGUGGCAGUGAUGGCAACGAAGAGUUUGAGUGCGCGUCUGUUCUCACGGAUCACUCGCAAGAUGUGAAGCGAGUGGUUUGGCACCCGAUUCAAGACGUGUUGGCCUCUUGUGGUUACGACAACACCGUUAAGCUAUACAAAGACGACGGCGACGACUGGAUCUGUUGUGCGACUCUUAGUUCACACGAGUCUACCGUUUGGGGCAUUGCUUUCGACUCGACUGGCGAGCGGUUGGCCUCCAGUAGUAGUGAUAAGACUAUUAAAAUAUGGCAAUCAGUUAAUAAUGACAUAACGAACUGGAAGUGUGUGUCCACUCUCUCUGGUUUCCACAGUCGACCCGUUUAUGACAUUUCGUGGUCUCAUAUCUCGGAUUACAUACUGACGGCCGGCGGAGACGACACUAUCAUUGUCUUCAAAGAAGACCACAUCCAAAGUUGCGGUGAUUUUAGUGACAAAACAUUUCAGAGGUUUUCUGUGGUUCUUAAGCACGAAAAGGCCCAUCAAAUGGAUGUCAAUAGUGUUGACUGGAAUCCUAAAAUCAAUGGCAUAUUUGCCACAUCUGGUGAUGACUGUUCCGUCAAGAUAUGGAAAUUCACACCACAAGAGUUGUGA
Messenger RNA from Oppiella nova, 1156 nucleotides. The record is from the annotation of a GenBank genome assembly. NCBI's taxonomy places the organism in Eukaryota, Metazoa, Arthropoda, Arachnida, Sarcoptiformes, Oppiidae.